Protopterus annectens (West African lungfish) is the source of this 5183-nucleotide messenger RNA. It is a transcript of the gene EPHA7, whose product is annotated as EPH receptor A7. The record is from RefSeq and is a predicted model, not a curated record. The transcript is spliced from 17 exons. Gene Ontology annotation, cellular component: neuron projection; plasma membrane. Gene Ontology annotation, molecular function: ATP binding; transmembrane-ephrin receptor activity; protein binding. NCBI's taxonomy places the organism in Eukaryota, Metazoa, Chordata, Ceratodontiformes, Protopteridae. Gene Ontology annotation, biological process: axon guidance; cell surface receptor protein tyrosine kinase signaling pathway; protein phosphorylation. Bases 115 to 3096 code for a protein of 993 amino acids.
ACAAGCUGUGGCUGCAGUCAGAGCUAUCUUGGUUUGGACCGUUAAUGAAUGUAAUAAAGGGAUUUUUGACAUUUUCUUAUUGAAUAAUAUAUUGAAUCAACAGUGGCACCCAUCAUGUUUUUUACCUAUAGCUUUUCUGUGUGGAUUGUAUGCUGCUGCGUCUGUUUGUUAUCUGUAGUGCACCUGGGAAUAGCACAAUCAGGAAAAGAAGUUAUACUUAUGGAUUCAAAAGCACAACAAACAGAACUGGAAUGGAUCUCAUCUCCUCCAAAUGGGUGGGAGGAAAUCAGUGGGCUUGAUGAAAACUAUACACCCAUACGGACAUAUCAGGUGUGUCAAGUUAUGGAAACGAAUCAGAAUAACUGGUUGCGGACUAACUGGAUUGCAAAGGGCAAUGCACAACGGAUUUUUGUGGAAAUGAAAUUCACUUUAAGGGAUUGUAAUAGCCUUCCUGGUGUGCUGGGCACAUGUAAGGAGACUUUUAACUUGUACUACUAUGAAACAGACUAUGAUGUUGGCAGAAACACAAGAGAAAAUUUGUAUGUAAAAAUAGACACUAUUGCUGCAGAUGAAAGUUUCACUCAGGGUGACCUUGGGGAACGUAAGAUGAAACUCAACACAGAAGUAAGAGAAAUUGGGCCCCUUUCAAAGAAAGGAUUUUACCUUGCAUUUCAGGAUGUGGGAGCCUGCAUUGCCCUGGUAUCAGUCAAAGUUUAUUACAAAAAGUGCUGGACCAUUAUUGAAAAUUUAGCUGUAUUUCCAGACACAGUUACAGGUUCUGAAUUUUCUUCCCUGGUUGAGGUACGAGGGACCUGUGUCAACAAUGCAGAAGAAGAGGCAGAUAAUUCUCCCAGAAUGCACUGCAGUGCAGAGGGAGAGUGGCUUGUACCCAUUGGAAAGUGCAUUUGUAAACCAGGCUUUCAGCAGAAGGGAGAUGUCUGUGACCCCUGUGGACGUGGAUUCUAUAAGUCGUCUUCCCAGGACCUGCAGUGCUCCCGAUGUCCUGCUCAUAGUUUCUCUGACAAAGAAGGCUCUUCCCGAUGUGAUUGUGAGGAUGGAUAUUACAGAGCUCCAUCUGACCCUCCUUCCGUAGCCUGUACAAGACCACCAUCUGCACCACAGAAUCUUAUAUACAACAUUAACCAGACUACUGUAAGCCUUGAGUGGAGUCCUCCUGCAGACAAUGGUGGAAGGAAUGAUGUCACUUACAGGAUUAUAUGCAGGAGAUGCAGCUGGGAGCAUGGUGAGUGUGUUCCCUGUGGUAGUAACGUUGGAUAUGUGCCUCAACAAGCUGGAUUAAUGGACACAUAUGUUACCAUCAUGGACUUAAUAGCGCACGCUAAUUACACUUUUGAAGUUGAGGCAGUAAAUGGAGUCUCCGACAUGAGCCGUUCCCAGAGGCUGUUUGCUGCUGUCAGUAUUACUACCAGCCAAGCAGCUCCCUCACAAGUUAGCGGUGUAAUGAAGGAGAGAGUGAUGCAAAAGAGUGUAGAGCUUUCCUGGCAAGAGCCGGAGCAUCCCAAUGGGGUCAUCACGGAAUACGAAAUCAAGUAUUAUGAGAAAGAUCAAAGAGAACGCAGUUACUCUACAAUGAAAACAAAGUCUACCUCAGUCAUUGUCAAUAAUCUGAAGCCAGGCACAUCGUAUUUAUUCCAGAUACGUGCAUUCACUGCAGCAGGAUAUGGUAUCUAUGGUCCCAAGCUAGAGGUUUCUACCCUUGAAGAAGCCACAGCCACAGCUGUCUCCAGCGAGCAGAAUCCUGUUAUUAUCAUAGCGGUGGUUGCUGUGGCCGGCACUAUCAUCCUUGUUUUCAUGGUGUUUGGAUUUAUAAUUGGAAGAAGGCAUUGUGGCUACAGUAAAGCAGACCAAGAAGGAGAUGAAGAGCUAUACUUUCACUUUAAAUUUCCAGGCACCAAAACUUACAUUGACCCAGAAACCUAUGAGGAUCCCAACAGAGCUGUCCAUCAAUUUGCCAAGGAACUGGAUGCCUCUUGCAUUAAGAUCGAGAAGGUGAUUGGUGCAGGAGAAUUUGGAGAGGUGUGCAGUGGUCGCUUAAAGCUACCAGGCAAAAGAGAUGUCUCAGUGGCAAUAAAAACUCUGAAAGUUGGGUAUACAGAAAAACAAAGGCGAGAUUUCCUGUGUGAGGCAAGCAUCAUGGGACAGUUUGACCAUCCAAAUGUGGUUCAUCUAGAGGGAGUUGUUACUAGAGGCAAACCAGUCAUGAUUGUAAUUGAAUAUAUGGAAAAUGGAGCCUUGGAUGCAUUUCUCCGAAAACAUGAUGGACAGUUCACUGUUAUACAACUGGUUGGCAUGCUGCGUGGCAUUGCUGCUGGCAUGAGGUAUUUGGCGGACAUGGGCUACGUACAUAGGGACUUAGCAGCGCGCAACAUUUUGGUCAACAGCAACCUUGUAUGUAAAGUUUCAGAUUUUGGUCUUUCCAGAAUAAUUGAAGAUGAUACAGAAGCAGUUUAUACUACAACAGGUGGGAAGAUCCCUGUGAGAUGGACAGCUCCAGAAGCCAUUCAGUACCGAAAGUUUACAUCUGCUAGUGACGUGUGGAGUUAUGGCAUAGUCAUGUGGGAGGUAAUGUCGUAUGGAGAACGUCCUUACUGGGAUAUGUCCAACCAAGAUGUAAUAAAGGCCAUUGAAGAGGGUUACCGCCUUCCAUCACCCAUGGAUUGCCCUUCUGGACUUCAUCAACUCAUGCUUGACUGCUGGCAGAAAGAGCGUGGUGAACGGCCUAAGUUUGAGCAGAUAGUUGGAAUUUUGGACAAAAUGAUCCGGAACCCAAACAGUCUCAAAACUCCCAUAGGUACCUGUAACAGACCAGCCAGUCCCCUACUGGACCAGAAUACACCUGACUUCACCACUUUUCGCUCAGUGGCAGACUGGCUAGAAGCAAUUAAGAUGGAAAGAUAUAAAGACAAUUUCACUGCAGCUGGGUACAGCUCACUUGAAUCAGUAGCCAGAAUGACUAUUGAGGAUGUCCUGAGUUUAGGAAUCACUUUAGUAGGACACCAAAAGAAAAUCAUGAGUAGUAUUCAGACUAUGAGAGCACAGAUGCUGCAUUUACAUGGGACGGGUGUCCAAGUUUGACAGACAUUGCUCCCUUAUCAGGGAGGAGCAAAACUUUAAUACAACAGUGCUGGCCUUCAGAUCGAACUCUUUGCUGCUGAGACCACACUCCCAACAUGCUGCAUCCAUGAACUAGUGGAAUGGAGACUUGUCAGAAGCAAGUGCAGUCCAGGAAAAACAGCAGCCCCUGAACAUUUCAGUAGGAAAGCAAAGUCCAUUAGUGGUGGCAUAGACCAGUAAAACAAAAUACUACCUGAGACAUUUGUCAACAAAACUUGAGCUCUCUAACCUCCUUUUUAUUUGCUGAACUUUUUAACCUGUACAUACAAGACUUCAAGGAAAAAAGAAUAUAUUUGUCAAAGUCAUGAUAUUGUUAAACUGAAAAAAAUAUUUUUUUCUUAAAUUUGUGAUUUAUGAAUGAUAACUUUUCCACUUGUUCAUGCUUUACAUCAAAAUAUUGUUCUUGUACAUUAUUUAUACUUCAGGACUCUUUCACUGCUAAUGAUGUGGUAGGCUAAUUCUUCCAGAAACCUUGAAGGGUUUCAAGAGGUUUAAUGAAAGCACAUUCAAAGCAUGAGACAACAUACAUCUUGUAAUGACAUUGGCAAUGUUUUGCACCAUUUUAUCAUGUAAAGACGAUGUUGGAUUUUUCAAACUGUAUUGGCUAACAGCCAAGUUGAUAGUGUCAAACAAAAGGUUGACAACAGUCUUUUGCUUUCCUUGAUUUUUAUAGGCAAGCUUCUGAAAAGCAUUUUGUUAGAAAAAGCAAUAAAGUCCCCCCUCACAGGACCACAGCACUUUUGUAGAAGUAAGAAUGACUUGGUUACGAAGUGCAUGGGUGAGCAGAGGCUUGAACUGGCUUUUUUUGGUUGUCAGUUGCAAGUUGCACAUAUUAACAGGGCAGACUAUUUUGGGUCUAAGAGUGGAGGAUAUAACGUGUGCCUAAAAAUCUGGUGACAGUUAAUCUACUACACUCACUUCUCAGUCUUAUUAAGUCACAAUAUACCAAGUGACAUUUUCAUCAGAGAACCACUAUGAUCUGUUUAAACAUUCUGAAACAGUCAGUAAACUGCAAAUACCAGUUUACAUGGAGCAAGGUGCUCUGAGCAAAUAAACUGAAGUUCUGUUUAAGGCUGAGGUCUUGUUUUUUAAUGCUUUUUGCAUAGUAAAUUUCAAUGGGUAGAUAUGUUUUUACUUAUUGCACUGUGGUUUAGUCUGCUAAACCUCACAUAUAAUUCUGUAAAAUAUAAAAAUGUGGGUACUUUCAAUGCCUUAUGUUCAGCAAUGUGGAAUUUCCCCACUUAUCAUUCAGGUCAGUAUACUACCUUCAAGAAUUAAAGAACAAUAUAAGGAUUCCUCCAGAAAAAAGAGACACUCUACCAACAUUAAUGAAUUAAAAUGAAGAACAGAAAGAUAGUGAAAUACAGUAAUUGUUCUUAAAAACAAAAAGCAGUUUUAUCUACAGUCUGUGUUGAGGAAUGCUCAAGAGUCUGAAAACUGAGUUACACAUACAAUUGGAAACAUACAUAAAAUUCCCUAAAAAGUAGAGCUGAUGUCUUGAACAGCAUUCAGUUUUCUUGUGUAUAUUAAAUUUAUUGCCAUGAGAUCCCAGGGAUUGGAGAUGCAGUAGUCGUUCUGUCAAUGUGGGAGCCCACAUGCAAAUUGUACAUUUUCUUGUGUAAAACUUGUAAAUUUUAUUUAUACUGUCAUGUUUUAUACAUAUAUUUCUCUUUAGUGAGCUCUGAAUACAUUGAAAAUGCACUAUAUUUUUCUAUUUUACUUGCAGAGCGUCACAGAAGAACAUUUAUUUUCCAUGAUACAUAAUGGUUUCUUUCAGCAUUUAGGACCAAAGAUGGCUACAGGAUAUUCAGUAUGGUUUAAGGAAAUGAGUUUUUAAAUUGUUUAGUUGUGUUAAACCACUGUACAGUCCUUUAUGUAACAUUUGAAUUAUUUAUUUGUGUUUAUCAGUCUGUAUAAUUCCUCAGCUUUGUAUUUUUUUCUGUCUUAACAAAUCUGUAUAAAGCAAUUAGCAAAGUCUCCAGGCUGUUACAUAUACAUUUUCAUUUGUAAUCUUUGUAAUAGACUGUAAAUAUAUUUUUGGAAAUACA